Caenorhabditis briggsae is the source of this 1221-nucleotide messenger RNA. It is a transcript of the gene Cbr-unc-94, whose product is annotated as Protein CBR-UNC-94. The coding region runs from base 1 to 1221 and encodes 406 amino acids. The record is from RefSeq and is a predicted model, not a curated record. The transcript is spliced from 10 exons. Gene Ontology annotation, cellular component: myofibril. Gene Ontology annotation, biological process: pointed-end actin filament capping; myofibril assembly. Gene Ontology annotation, molecular function: tropomyosin binding. NCBI's taxonomy places the organism in Eukaryota, Metazoa, Nematoda, Chromadorea, Rhabditida, Rhabditidae.
AUGGAAACGCCCGCAUCUCAACCACCCCCACCAAUGUUCCCAAGAUCUAGAAUUUAUCAUAGUUACUACUCGGAAGAGAAAACAUUCUCAGCACCAUCAGCAAAUACUCAACAAGGCAAUCAGCUACCAUCAAAAGUCUACAACAAAGGAUUGAAAGAUUUGGAGGACAAUGACAUUGAGGGUCUUCUCUCGAAACUAUCCAUCGACGAGUUGGAAGAUCUCAACAAUGAUUUCGAUCCGGAUAAUUCCAUGCUUCCCCCUUCACAGCGUUGCCGUGAUCAAACGGAUAAAGAACCGACAGGACCAUACAAAAGAGACAAUCUUUUGAAGUUUUUAGAGGAAAAAGCAAAAACGGAAAAGGAUUGGGAUGACGUAUGCCCGUAUACACCUGGAGUGAAACGAGGAAAGGUGUACGAUAGUGAUAGUGGCAGGAAUUCUGAAGAACCAGAGGUUGGAAAAAUGGAAAUGCCCAUUGAAAUUGAUCUGGAUGAUGACGAGGAGGAGUUGGAAUGCGCUCUUGUCUCGGCACCUGAAAAGGAUCUUGUUGAUUUAGCUGGAAUUUUAGGCAUGCACAAUGUCUUAAAUCAGCCACAAUACUAUAAUGCACUGAAGGGCAAAACACAGGAUGAAACAACCGGAACGACGUUUAACGGAAUCAUUCAGUCAUAUGUUCCCCGAAUUGUUCCUGAUGAGCCAGAUAACGAUACCGAUGUGGAAUCAUGUAUAAACCGGCUACGAGAAGAUGACACAGAUUUGAAGGAAGUGAAUAUCAACAAUAUGAAACGAUUAUCUAAGGAACGAAUUCGGACACUUAUUGAAGCUGCAUGCAACAGUAAACACAUUGAAAAGUUCUCUCUUGCCAAUACAGCCAUCUCAGAUUCGGAAGCUAGAGGGCUGAUUGAACUCAUCGAGACGUCUCCAUCUCUCCGUGUUCUUAACGUUGAAUCCAAUUUCCUGACUCCUGAACUUCUUGCCAAAUUGCUUCGAUCUACUCUAGUGACACAGUCGAUUGUGGAAUUCAAGGCAGACAACCAGCGUCAAUCUGUGCUUGGUAAUCAGAUAGAAAUGGAUAUGAUGAUGGCGAUAGAAGAGAAUGAGUCCCUUCUCCGAGUCGGUAUUUCAUUCGCAUCCAUGGAAGCUCGGCAUCGAGUUUCGGAGGCGUUGGAGCGUAAUUAUGAACGAGUACGUCUCCGUCGGCUGGGCAAAGAUACAAAUGUCUAA